AUGAACACAGAUACAACUACAAAUCAGCAAACCGACGCUUCGACCGUCACACAGCCUGAGCCUCUCAUUCUUGGAGAACCUGUGGCCAAAAACCAAGACCGCCGCAUGAGUGACGAGUGGGAUGCCUCCAAGGUUCCCCCGUCUCGAUUCCAAAAACGCAAAGGCUCCAUCUACGCCACGCCUAGCUCCAGAGACGGACAUGUCGACAGGAAUUACCAGGACAAGUACCAUGCUAAGAUUGCCGAGAUGAACACUCGCAAGAAGAGUGUUUCCUCGUAG
Molecule: messenger RNA, 279 nt
Organism: [Torrubiella] hemipterigena
Lineage: Eukaryota; Fungi; Ascomycota; Sordariomycetes; Hypocreales; Clavicipitaceae
Source: the annotation of a GenBank genome assembly